UUGAUGCUGGUCAUAUUAACACAAUAGUAAUGGCUGGAAACGGAAGGAAUCAAGGAAUGCAGCCAUCUGUAUUCGAAUUGCUUGCUCGUGAUAGUUUAUCUGGUUUAAUCCAACCAGCAGUUCGACACGCAGUUAAGUGUUUGUAUGAAACCAAUCCUUUACGAUACAGAGUGUUAUGGGAGUGGUAUGACGAGGUAUAUGCAGCUAUAAAUUUAUUUGUGGAAAAUGUUUACUUGAAAAAAUAUGGUGGAUCGUUGGCAGAAAACUUUUAUGGAAUGAAACGAGUAAUUAAUGGUUCCUGUCAGUCUGCCUCAACAGGAUUACCAAAACUACGUUCCUUAUUUAUGUUGGUGGUUUGGCCUUAUAUCCUUAAAAAAAUUGAAAAAUUUCAUUCUUUUCUAUCAACAUGCUCUGCCGCUAGUUUUUCCCAAAGAAUCCUAUUAUUGAGAAUUAUUGUGAACUGUUAUCCAUGGAUUAAAGCGCUGUUUUCUACAUGGACUUUCAUUCUUAAGAUUGCUUACAUCCUCUCGUGGUGUAAUAUACAUUCACCUGAAUUACAUUUUUCAAAUGUGCAUUUGGUAAAAUUGACUCCAGCUGACUUUAAGACUUUUAAUGAACAAAACAGUAGUAUGCAUAUAUUCAAGAUGUUUUCACUUCUAGAUUUCAGAAGAUCGUGGCAGACACUUGCAGUUUUUAUCAGCAUUAUCACUCGUUGCAUAACUUUUGGUCUCUAUUUAAUCCAGUUUUUGGAUUUUUAUCACAACAGUGAUUUUGGACAAAAUUUACGUUUGAAUUUAAAGAAAAAAGACUUUAAACAUAUACCGGCGCCACAUUACAGAAUAUUAGAAAGUUCUGUGCUGCGAUUGGAGACAAACAAGUGUCCUCUAUGUUUACAACAUCGAACGAAUGAUACGGCACUGAGUGUCUCCGGUUAUGUUUUUUGUUAUGGCUGCAUCUAUACAUAUGUGAGCGAGGAAAAGAAAUGUCCAGUUACUGGUUUACCAGCAAGAGUAGAUGAUUUGAUCAAAAUUUUCGUCCGAACGACCUAGUA
Messenger RNA from Thelazia callipaeda (thelaziosis nematode), 1051 nucleotides. The record is from the annotation of a GenBank genome assembly. NCBI's taxonomy places the organism in Eukaryota, Metazoa, Nematoda, Chromadorea, Rhabditida, Thelaziidae.